Molecule: messenger RNA, 1367 nt
Organism: Gossypium raimondii (Peruvian cotton)
Lineage: Eukaryota; Viridiplantae; Streptophyta; Magnoliopsida; Malvales; Malvaceae
Product: probable methyltransferase TCM_000336
Exons: 4
Coding region: 62-1150 (362 amino acids)
Biological process (GO): methylation
Molecular function (GO): S-adenosylmethionine-dependent methyltransferase activity
Source: RefSeq, a predicted model, not a curated record
AAAUUUUGGCUUUAAAAGGGGACCAAGUAGAAUCUCAGCUACAAGAGCUUGCUUUUCUAACAUGGAUGUAGAGAGAGUGUUUCAUAUGAGUGGAGGAGUGGGCAAGACUAGCUAUGCCCAGAAUUCUUCUCUCCAGAAAAAGGCUUCAGACAUGAUGAAACAUAUAACCAUGGAAACUAUACAACAGCUCUACCAUGAAGUAACAGCCAAGAGCUUAGGGAUAGCUGAUUUAGGAUGCUCUUCAGGACCCAACUCAUUGUCCCUCAUCAAAGACAUUGUCGAAGCCGUUGAAGGAAGUUGCCAUAAGACUUGUCGUCCGUUACCAGAGUUUCGAGUUUUCCUCAAUGAUCUUCCAACAAAUGACUUCAAUUCGGUUUUUAAGACCUUGCCUGAUUUCUAUAGGGACCUUAAAAAAGACAAAACUGAAAGGUGCCCGGCUAUUUUCAUAGCAGGUUACCCUGGUUCAUUUUAUGGCAGACUAUUCCCAAACAAUUGCUUGCACUUCAUCUAUUCUUCUUACAGUUUGCAUUGGCUCUCCAAGGUUCCCCCAUCUCUUUACGAUGAGCAUGGCAAGUCUAUCAACAGAGGGAACGUUUACAUAUCGGAAUCGAGCCCUCCAAGUGUGUCCCGAGCGUACUGGAACCAGUUCCAGGAAGAUUUUUCAUUGUUCCUGAAAUCACGAUCAGAGGAGCUUGUCACAGGAGGGAGAAUGGUGCUCAUUAUUUUGGGAAGAAUAGGCCAUAAUCAUGUUGAUAGAGGCAAUUCUUUCUUCUGGGAAAUUCUGUCAAGAUGCCUCGCCAUAUCAGUUUCUCAGGGAGAAAUUGAAGAGGAAAAGCUAGAUUGUUAUGAUGUCCAUUUUUAUGCAGCAUCAAGAAAUGAAAUAGAAGAAGAAGUGAGAAGAGAAGGUUCCUUCGAAUUGGAAAGGGUAGAAAUGUUUGAGAUUGAGCGAGAAGUUCAGAGGGGAGAGAGCUAUGGCACAGCAGUGGCCAUGACAGUGAGGGCAAUCCAAGAAUCCAUGCUUUACAACCAUUUUGGAAAUGGGAUCAACUUAGAUGCCUUGUUUAACAAUUAUGGGAAAAUGAUAGAUCAAGAAAUGGCUAAACAAGAAAUUAAACCCAUCACUUUUCUUCUUGUUCUUAAGAAAUUAUGAUAUGGUAUCAUGUUAGAUAUAUUACAUGAAACUUGAAUUUAAACCCCAUCAGUUUUGUUGUAGUUAUUAAGUUUCAAACCUCAAUUAAGUACAACAAAAACCCUGUAACAACUAAGAAAUUUAGAUGCAACUGAUAUUUUAGUCUCUAUCUUAUUUUCACUAAAUAUUAUAGACAAACCGAAAAGAAAUGACAUAAUAACUUAUUUGGCUCCUUUCA